This is a messenger RNA of Penicillium angulare, 351 nucleotides long. RefSeq lists its product as uncharacterized. The record is from RefSeq and is a predicted model, not a curated record. The transcript has 2 exons. Lineage: Eukaryota; Fungi; Ascomycota; Eurotiomycetes; Eurotiales; Aspergillaceae. The coding region runs from base 1 to 351 and encodes 116 amino acids.
AUGCCAUCCAAACGUUCGAUAAACCAGCCAACCCAAGUCCUCCUUAUCAGUAUACCACGCACCGCGUCAAAUCUUCUUGUCAAGGUUUUCAAUCUCCCAAAUCAAUCCAAUGUUCACAGCAACGAAAAGGGCGGUUAUUUCUUUUAUUGGGCCUUCAUUGCUGCUGCUCGACGCGGAUACAUGGAAAAGCCAGCAGAGAAAUGGACAAACCAGGAGAAGGAGGAAGUAAGGGCUAUAUAUCAGGGAUGCCUCGACAAGAUCGAAGAAUGCACUUCAGAAUUCGAGGAAAAGAACAAAAUGAUGUUCGCAAAGGAGCAUGCCUUCUGGAUUCACUCACCAGCAUCCCUCUAA